This is a messenger RNA of Aspergillus calidoustus, 1890 nucleotides long. The record is from the annotation of a GenBank genome assembly. Lineage: Eukaryota; Fungi; Ascomycota; Eurotiomycetes; Eurotiales; Aspergillaceae.
AUGGCUGCCGCAAAUGUUACCCCCAAGCGCUCCGUCCAGGCGUGUUCGCGCUGUCGCCAGCAAAAGAUGAAAUGCUCGGGCGAUCCGGCCCCUUGCGAGCGCUGCGCCAGGUUCGGUCGCGAAUGCGUCUUUGAACCGGUCAACACGAACCCGGCCUUUGCGCCCCAGACGGGCCAUCACCACCGGCCCCCGCUGACCCCCUCCGAGGCCUCCCUCACCCUGGACUAUCGCGACCCCCAGCGCCGCCGCACACCGAAUACCCGGAAACGAAGCCUCGACGCGGGCACCACCGGGCAUACCAGCCCGGGGACACGUACGCGACCGCCGCCUUCGCGACACGGCGGCCUGCUGCCCAGCGCCGCGACCCCCUAUUCCAGCGUCCAGGAGCUCGAAAGCAACCGGCAGCUGUGGCACGGAGAAUAUCAAACCCCGUCCGACGGCCAAGAGAGACGAGAUGGGUCGGUACCGUCGCCGGCGGGGGAUCGAGAAAGAGAAGGGAGCACCGCGGAUCGCUCCUGCCUGCUGUCGUGUCUCGCCGAGGCUGGCAUCACCACCACCGACGCCCAAGAACUGUUCAGGCUCUUUGGGGAGCGACUGUCUCCGUUCCUCCCCUCGUUCUAUGCGACCGAUUUCCACACUCUCCCCAGCCGACCGGUGCUCGUCCUGGCGGCAAUCCACGCCGUCUCGCGCUACCUGCCAGCCUCGGACGCCCUGCGCGAUAGCAUUUGUCGAAUUCUCCGUCGGCUGCUCUCGGAGCUUAUCCUGCAGCCUGUGACAGAUCGGGAUGGUGCAGCGAUGGUGGAGAACAUGCAGGGGCUGGUCCUUUUGUACUCGUGCUGUGAAGCGACCGGCGCCAUCUCCGACCAGCCACAGGGCGCCAGCCUCGACAUGCUGACUCUGAAAGGAAUCGCAGAGGCGUACGCCGUCAAACUAAAGCUGGGCGUUAAUUGUGCUCUGAAUCAAUUCUCGACCGAGAAGCUGCCCUUGAUAUGGGUGGUUUGGCUGUACACCAUGAGCCAUCACUGCGCCGUCCUUCACGGCUGUCCACGAAACCUCUCUGGAUCUAUAGAGCUCCUCCGGGUCAAAGCUGCUUUAGAGCAGACAGUCGACCAUCCACGUAUCCGCCUGCUGCUUGGCGAAUGCGAGCUUUGUCUGCUGUGGGAAAGAACCUCUGCGGUUCAAGGCAGCACCCCACAGACGGUGUAUGAGGCUCUGGACUGCUGGAAAACGGAGUGGCAGAGUUUCCUGUCCGGUGCCGCGGCACCAGGCCGACACUUGUAUUUCCACUACUUCUUCACGCGCUUCCAUCUCCUUACACACUUGGUCAAUGAGAGUGGCCAGCCGUAUAUUGCCACCAGGGAAAGUCUGGAUGCCGCACGCGAUUUUCUACACUGGAUCGGAAGCCUCUCGCCGAUAUCCAAGGACCGUCUUCGCUACCUCACCGACUUUGCGUUCGUACUCAUGGCCUACGUCUGCCUGUAUGUUCUCCGAGCCCUACAGGGCAACGUAGUCUUGCCUGACAACGAAGACGAGCUACUAAAGCUUGUCCAUGACGUGGCGGCACUUAUGCGGUCAUUAGGCGCGAGAGCUGAUACACGGCCAACAGUGUAUGGGCAUGCGCUGGACAGUAUGUGCAAACAAUAUCAAGCUUCAAAAUUUGAAGGACUGCCUACCAAUCCUGCCCUUGGUCUCCAGACGGCAGGCGCUGUGCUGAGUCUUACUCAACCCUCGCAGGUAAACAUGGACCUCCCAAUGGCAACGGAUGGCAUCAUAGACGAGGAAAUCCUCCGCCAGAGCCGAGUAUCUCCCGGUUUCUGGACGCUGGAUCCCGACCUCUCCGUUUUCGACGGGAUAAUGGCUGGUAUCCCGGUCCCUGACGGGGCGGAAUAA